AGAACAAAUUGAAGUACGUGGGAGCUUGACUUCAUCGAGAGAGCACAGAGAGGCCUUGUUGGAAGAUGGUUAGAGCUGCUUUCUAUGACCAAAAUGGAGUGAAGAAAGGUGCCUGGAGUGCGGACGAAGAUGAAAAACUAAGAUCUUAUAUUGAGAAAUAUGGUCAUUCCAAUUGGCGUGAACUUCCCAGGUUCGCCGGUCUAUCAAGGUGUGGGAAGAGUUGCAGGUUACGAUGGAUGAACUAUCUCAAACCAGAACUAAAACAUGGGAAUUACACUCAAGAAGAAGAUGCCUUGAUCUUGAAAUUGCAUGAACAGUUUGGAAACAGAUGGUCGUUGAUUGCAUCAAGAUUAGCGGGUAGAACGGACAAUGAAAUUAAAAACCAUUGGAAUACCAACUUAAAGAAUAGAGCAGCAGAGGCAAAGAUAAAGAAUGUGCAUUCCGGAGAAAGUUCGCACGCCAACACCACUGGAAUGUCUGAAUGUGAAGCUGAAGGCACUGUCCUUGCUGAAUUCAUUCCUCCUCACCUCAUAUUAGAGAGUUCACCACUGUCCCCAGCAACAUCUUCCAAUGCUGAGUUCUCUGGAUCUUUGAACUCGGAUCGUGGAUCAAUAAUGGUGAUGUCCAAUUCGUCAGAAAUCUAUGAAGCAAGCAGUGGAGAUUUCUGGACUGAACCAUUUGUAUCGGAAAAUAUGUUACACCAUAUUGGUUAUCCGUCACCGUCGUCGUCCAUGGCAAGGAGCGGAUUUGAGGUGCCUUAUGCUGACUUACUUUAUGGUGACACUGCUGAUUUGUUCUACCAAGUGAUGCAAGAGCUGCCUUGAGAUGUGUUGUGUGUAUAAAAUCAAUUGUUCUUUCAUGUAUGAACAUCUGAAAAAAACAUGAUCUUAGCA
Rubroshorea leprosula is the source of this 893-nucleotide messenger RNA. Lineage: Eukaryota; Viridiplantae; Streptophyta; Magnoliopsida; Malvales; Dipterocarpaceae. The record is from the annotation of a GenBank genome assembly.